Molecule: messenger RNA, 3562 nt
Organism: Falco peregrinus (peregrine falcon)
Lineage: Eukaryota; Metazoa; Chordata; Aves; Falconiformes; Falconidae
Product: sorting nexin-2-like
Exons: 13
Coding region: 230-1651 (473 amino acids)
Biological process (GO): intracellular protein transport; early endosome to Golgi transport
Cellular component (GO): retromer complex; endosome membrane; endosome
Molecular function (GO): phosphatidylinositol binding
Source: RefSeq, a predicted model, not a curated record
CACACGAUCCCAACAAUAGGAGAAACUAGCACCACCCCAAUCCAACCGCAGUGAUACCCGCCCACAGCAGCAGGAAAAAAGGGAGCCACAGAGAUGCAGGCGUGCGUACUACCCCUUUUUCCCCCGCCUCCCUUCCUAGCUCUUCCAAUCACGUGGUGCGAGGAGGCGGGGGUCGGGUUGUCACGUGAGAGCAGGAGGCUGGGACUGGUGACCCAGGCUGGAGGGGAAGAUGGCGGCGCAGAGAGAGAUUCCGCUAUUGGUGGAGGUACGUCCCGCCGACUUCGAGGUGCUGGAGGAUGGCAAGAACGUCUUUGCUAGCCCCGUAUCCACCUUGGAGUCAAGUUCUUCAUCUCCAGAGCUAGCAAGUCUUCCUGCAGAAGACCUCAGCACAAACUCUAAUGGUCCAAAGCCAGCAGAAUUCAUGCCAGAUGAUGAUAGAGAAGAACUCUUUGCUGAAGCCACAGAAGAAGUUUCGUUGGACAGUCCAGUGAGGGAUCCAGUACUUUCACCAGAACCUAUUCCUGCAAGCACUCGUGUAACACCUAUUACAUUAGGAGCUCCCAGAAUGGAAUCGAAAAGUGUAACAGCUCCUGUGAUUUUUGAUAGAUCCAGAGAAGAGAUUGAAGAGGAAGCAAGUGGAGAUUUGCUUGAUAUAGAAAUCAGUGUAUCAGACCCAGAGAAAGUUGGGGAUGGCAUGAAUGCUUAUAUGGCAUACAGAGUAACAACAAAGACAUCCCUUUCCAUGUUUCACAAAAAUGAAUUAUCUGUUAAAAGAAGAUUCAGUGAUUUCCUUGGCUUGCACAGCAAAUUAGAAACAAAGUACAUGCAUAUUGGUUACAUUGUGCCUCCUGCUCCAGAAAAAAGUAUUGUAGGCAUGACCAAAGUUAAAGUAGGCAAGGAAGAUUCUUCAUCUGCUGAAUUCGUAGAAAAAAGAAGAGCAGCCUUAGAAAGGUAUCUACAAAGAACAGUAAAACAUCCUACCUUGUUGCAGGAUCCAGAUUUAAGGCAGUUCUUGGAAAGUUCUGAGCUGCCAAGAGCAGUUAACACCCAGGCUCUGAGUGGAGCAGGAAUAUUGAGGAUGGUAAACAAGGCUGCUGAUGCUGUCAACAAAAUGACAAUCAAGAUGAAUGAAUCAGAUGCAUGGUUUGAAGAAAAACAGCAGCAAUUUGAGAAUCUGGAUCAGCAACUUAGGAAACUUCAUGCCAGUGUUGAAGCAUUAGUCUGCCACAGGAAAGAGCUUUCAGCCAACACAGCUGCCUUUGCUAAAAGUGCUGCUAUGUUAGGUAAUUCUGAGGACCACACUGCUCUAUCUAGAGCUUUGUCUCAGCUUGCAGAGGUUGAGGAGAAGAUAGAUCAUUUGCAUCAAGAACAAGCUUUUUCUGAUUUUUAUGUGUUCUCAGAACUGCUUGGUGACUACAUUCGUCUUAUUGCUGCAGUAAAAGGUGUGUUUGAUCAUCGAAUGAAAUGCUGGCAGAAAUGGCAAGAUGCUCAGAUCAUUUUACAAAAAAAAUGUGAAGCUGAAGCAAAGCUCCAACUUGCCAACAGACUUGAUAAACUGCAACAAGCUAAAGAUGAUAUAAAAGAGGCCCUUGUUGACUGGGGAAAAAAGCGUCACACUUGUGACCACACUCUUGCUGGUUGGCUCUCUUGAUGUCAUCCAUUCACCAUGCAACAAGUGAGCUGGAACUCAUUGACAAAACUAAUUCCUGAGUGUUUGGAGUAGUAGGAAAUCCUCAAUAACCCUUUUUCAUUCUUAAUAUAAAAAGAAUUAAUGAUGUUGUUCCUGAAGGAUUUAUUUUUCCUGCUUUAUCAUGUGUUUAGAGAAGGUUGUUAGUAAACCCAGAGUUUGAAUAUGCUGGCAGAAGAUUAUUGCUUCCACUGAAAUAUAUUCAGAAUCACUGAAUUCUUUAAUAGUAGUCCUUUUGACAGAGAGAUCAAAAAGUGGAAGCUUAUGUAGCUUGAACUUCAUCUAUGACUCUGUUCCUUUGUGCAGAUAAAAUGUAAAAGAGUAGUCCUCAAAACAGCAUAUUAAACAAGGGGAAGAUUUUUUUCCUUGUCAGAAACUGUAAGAUGGCAAACUUAUCCAGUGAUAAUUCCUAUGAACCCUGGUGUUUAGAUAUGAUGAAACUGGGAUGUAAGUCCAUAGGCCUAUAGAGGCUUUUUCUGAAGUUUCGGGCAUGUCUUGGCUGUUGUAAUAGGAAGGCAUAAGUUAUUUCAAAGCAGUCUUAAUCUUUUUUCCUGGACUGAAUUUUAUAUUGUUUUAAUUAUUGGCUAAUUUUCCAGGCUGUGCACAUAUAUUAGUGUUUCCCUGAAGCACAUCUGGUUAUGACUUAUUGCAUAUCUCCAUAAGCGUACAUCUAAAAAGACAGUAAGGGAACUUUGAAUAAAUACAGACUAAAUCCAUAAAUAUCUCAAGAUAUUUAUUUGAAUAGAUGUUCAUUACAUAUCAUGACAGUAAGAUGACACUGCACCACAAAAUGCUCUUGGGAUUAAAUAGCACCACUAGAUUGCUAGCAAGAAUAUACUAUAUUAAUGUAUGUUGCUUCCUGGCUGCUUUUUUCUGAGGAAGAUAACUGUUACCAGAUCUAUUGGCUCCCAUAAUUCAGUUAUUAUGUUGGGAUUAACAGAUAUAGUUGCAUUUUAGAAUGUCUGUUAGCAUGCAUAUUCCUGAAGUGUCAGGAUGAUAGCUUUUUUCAUAAUAUACUUACACAGAUGGUUUAAAUUUAGCAAUAUAAUAGUUGCAUAAAAGCAGGUGCAAAGGAAAGUCUAGUAAUGAUAAGGUAACAUAGCUGGUGAUGCUUUCUUAAUUGUGUAGCUGGAUGUCUUUUGACAUAAAAUAAGGAUAAACAUGACCAAGUGUUUUGUAGUAUUGAUAUUAAUGUCUUGUUCCCAGUAUGACAAAACCCUUCAAGCACCUUUACUUCCUCUCAGUUUUUCUUCUGUUCUUACCUGCAUUUUUUUAUUUUCAUUAUUCUUCCUGCUGUCUUUUAAAACGGUCCCCACUGAGCAAGAGAGCUUGUGCUUUGGCUUGCCUAAAUAACAUACAUUCUGACCAAUAAACACAUCCUUGUUAGCUUGUCAUCUGCAGCAGAAAUAUGACAAAGAUAAGCAUUUACUUGACCAUAGGCAGAUAUGAAGAUUUAAUAAUCUCUUCUGUGAAUAGGAAAGUACAGGCAACUAUUUUUUAAGACUUUUUCACAUUUGAACAGGUAAGAAAACUUAAAGGUUUAAGUUCCUUUUAUAGCAAUGUUUGUAAAGGAAAUAACUAAUAAAGCUUUAGAGGUACUUUUCUUUGCUAAAAAUCUUUAAAUUUUUUGUUACUAAAUAUUCAUUAAUAACAAUGUAAAGAUAUUUUUAUAUGUGGUAUACAGAUAACAUUACCUUAGAUAUAUCAUUGUUUUAACUGACCUGAUUACAUCCUUCUCUAUAAAUUGUUGUUUUGAAAUUACUGAGACUUCCCUUUAUGUCAAAAAACAAAUAGGUGCUUUUCAACUCUUGAUGACUAUCACUAAUAUACAAAAAAAAGUUCAGAUACCAAUAGACUGAACAGAGAAUGCAGUUU